Messenger RNA from Choloepus didactylus (southern two-toed sloth), 4270 nucleotides. It is a transcript of the gene CACNA2D1, whose product is annotated as calcium voltage-gated channel auxiliary subunit alpha2delta 1. Gene Ontology annotation, cellular component: L-type voltage-gated calcium channel complex. The coding region runs from base 410 to 3685 and encodes 1091 amino acids. NCBI's taxonomy places the organism in Eukaryota, Metazoa, Chordata, Mammalia, Pilosa, Megalonychidae. Gene Ontology annotation, molecular function: voltage-gated calcium channel activity. The record is from RefSeq and is a predicted model, not a curated record. The transcript is spliced from 39 exons.
ACCGUCACCCCUCCUCCGCCCCCGCCCCCUCCUUCUCUUCGGCAAUCAGGGGAAUAAAUCAGGGAGGAAACCGAGAGGGAGGAGAGAGCGAGAGAGCCAGAGCGCGAGAGCCGGCGGGCUCGCUGAGGUCUGUUUCCAAAGUCGCCCUUGAUGGCGGCUGAGGCGAGGCAGCCGCGACGCGGAUCGGCCAACGCGCGCUAGAGGGUCCGCCCGCCGCCGCCCCUUCCCCCGCUCCGGGUUUCGCGCUCGCCGCCCCCAGCGCCCCUUUUGCGCCUCGGCCCUGCACGCGCCUGCCCUCCAGACGUUCGUGGUUUGGAGAGAGUGUGCUCCUUUACCUUCUCCCGCGGUUUCCAGCACCAUUUCUUCUCCGAGUUGGGGAGGGAGGGGGGAUUGAUCUUCGAUCGCGAAGAUGGCUGCUGGCUGCCUGCUGGCCUUGACUCUGACACUUUUCCAAUCUUUGCUGAUCUGCCCCUCGUCGGAGGAGCCGUUCCCUUCGGCCGUCACUAUCAAGUCGUGGGUGGAUAAGAUGCAAGAAGACCUUGUCACGCUGGCAAAAACAGCAAGUGGAGUCAAUCAGCUGGUUGAUAUUUAUGAGAAAUACCAAGAUUUAUAUACUGUGGAACCAAAUAAUGCACGCCAGCUGGUGGAAAUUGCAGCCAGGGACAUUGAGAAACUUCUAAGCAACAGGUCUAAAGCCCUAGUGCGCCUGGCUGGAGAAGCAGAGAAAUUACAAGCAGCCCACCAGUGGAGGGAGGACUUUGCAAGCAAUGAAGUUGUCUACUACAAUGCAAAAGAUGACCUUGAUCCUGAAAAAAAUGAAAGUGAGCCAGGCAGUCAGAGGAUAAAACCUGUUUUUAUUGAUGAUGCUACUUUUGGACGACAAAUAUCCUAUCAGCAUGCAGCAGUCCAUAUUCCCACUGACAUCUACGAGGGCUCAACAAUUGUGCUAAAUGAACUGAACUGGACAAGCGCCUUAGAUGAGGUUUUCAAAAAAAAUCGAGAGGAAGACCCUUCAUUGUUGUGGCAGGUGUUUGGCAGUGCCACGGGCCUGGCCAGGUAUUAUCCAGCUUCUCCAUGGGUCGAUAAUAGCAGAACUCCUAACAAGAUUGACCUUUAUGAUGUACGCAGAAGACCAUGGUAUAUUCAAGGAGCUGCAUCACCUAAAGACAUGUUGAUUCUGGUUGAUGUGAGUGGGAGUGUUAGUGGACUGACCCUCAAACUCAUCCGAACCUCUGUCUCUGAAAUGCUGGAAACCCUCUCGGAUGACGACUUCGUGAAUGUAGCUUCAUUUAACAGCAAUGCCCAGGACGUAAGCUGUUUUCAACACCUUGUCCAAGCAAAUGUAAGAAAUAAGAAAGUGCUGAAAGAUGCAGUGAAUAAUAUCACUGCAAAAGGAAUCACAGAUUAUAAGAAGGGCUUUAGUUUUGCUUUUGAACAGCUGCUUAAUUACAAUGUUUCCAGAGCCAACUGCAAUAAGAUUAUCAUGCUGUUCACGGACGGUGGAGAAGAGAGAGCUCAGGAGAUAUUUGCCAAAUAUAACAAAGAUAAAAAAGUACGUGUAUUCACAUUUUCAGUUGGUCAACAUAAUUAUGAUAGAGGACCUAUUCAGUGGAUGGCCUGUGAAAAUAAAGGUUAUUAUUAUGAAAUUCCUUCUAUUGGAGCUAUAAGAAUCAAUACUCAGGAAUAUUUGGAUGUUCUGGGAAGACCGAUGGUUUUAGCCAGAGAAAAAGCUAAGCAAGUCCAAUGGACCAAUGUGUAUCUGGAUGCACUGGAGCUGGGACUUGUCAUUACUGGAACUCUUCCUGUCUUCAACAUAACCGGCCAAGACGAAAAUGUAGCAAACUCAAAGAACCAGCUGAUUCUUGGGGUGAUGGGAAUUGAUGUGUCUUUGGAAGACAUCAAAAGGCUGACACCACGUUUUACUCUGUGUCCCAAUGGCUAUUAUUUUGCAAUCGAUCCUAAUGGCUAUGUUUUAUUACAUCCAAAUCUUCAGCCAAAGAACCCCAAAUCUCAGGAGCCAGUAACAUUGGAUUUCCUUGAUGCAGAAUUAGAGAAUGAUAUAAAAGUGGAGAUUCGAAAUAAAAUGAUAGAUGGAGAAAGUGGAGAAAAAACAUUCAGAACUCUGGUUAAAUCUCAAGAUGAGAGGUAUAUUGACAAAGGCAACAGAACAUACACAUGGACUCCUGUCAAUGGCACGGAUUACAGUUUGGCCUUGGUAUUACCAACCUACAGUUUUUACUAUAUAAAAGCCAAAAUAGAAGAGACAAUAACUCAGGCCAGAUCAAAAAAGGGAAAAAUGAAGGAUUCAGAAACCUUGAAGCCAGAUAAUUUUGAAGAAUCUGGCUACACAUUCAUAGCACCAAGAGAUUACUGCAAUGAUCUUAAGAUAUCGGAUAAUAACACUGAAUUUCUUUUAAAUUUCAAUGAGUUUAUUGAUAGAAAAACUCCGAACAACCCGUCAUGUAACACAGACUUGAUUAAUAGAGUCUUACUGGAUGCAGGAUUUACAAAUGAACUUGUCCAAAAUUACUGGAGUAAGCAGAAAAACAUCAAGGGAGUGAAAGCACGGUUUGUUGUAACCGAUGGUGGGAUUACCAGAGUUUAUCCUAAAGAGGCUGGGGAAAAUUGGCAAGAAAACCCAGAGACAUAUGAGGACAGCUUCUAUAAACGGAGCCUAGAUAACGAUAACUAUGUUUUCACUGCUCCCCACUUUAACAAAAGUGGACCUGGUGCCUAUGAAUCAGGCAUUAUGGUAAGCAAAGCUGUAGAAAUAUAUAUCCAAGGAAAACUUCUUAAGCCUGCAGUUGUUGGAAUUAAAAUUGAUGUAAAUUCCUGGAUAGAGAAUUUUACCAAAACUUCAAUCAGGGAUCCGUGUGCUGGUCCAGUUUGUGACUGCAAAAGAAACAGUGAAGUAAUGGAUUGUGUGAUUCUAGAUGAUGGUGGAUUCCUUCUGAUGGCAAAUCAUGAUGAUUAUACUAACCAGAUUGGAAGAUUUUUUGGAGAAAUUGACCCGAGCUUGAUGAGACACCUUGUUAAUAUAUCAGUUUAUGCUUUUAACAAGUCAUAUGAUUAUCAGUCAGUGUGUGAGCCGGGUGCUGCACCCAAACAAGGAGCAGGGCAUCGCUCAGCAUAUGUGCCAUCAAUAGCAGACAUAUUACACAUUGGCUGGUGGGCUACUGCUGCUGCCUGGUCUAUUCUGCAACAGUUUCUCUUGAGUUUGACUUUUCCACGACUUCUUGAAGCAGUCGAGAUGGAGGACGAUGACUUCACAGCCUCCCUGUCAAAGCAGAGCUGCAUUACUGAACAAACCCAAUAUUUCUUCGAUAAUGAUAGUAAAUCAUUCAGUGGUGUACUGGACUGCGGAAACUGUUCCAGGAUCUUUCAUGUAGAAAAGCUUAUGAACACGAACUUAAUAUUCAUAAUGGUUGAGAGCAAAGGGACAUGUCCCUGCGACACACGACUGCUCAUACAAGCGGAGCAGACUUCUGAUGGUCCAGAUCCUUGUGAUAUGGUUAAGCAGCCCAGAUACCGAAAAGGGCCUGAUGUCUGCUUUGAUAACAGUGAUCAGGAGGAUUAUAGCGACUGUGGUGGUGUUUCUGGAUUAAAUCCUUCCCUGUGGACUCUCCUCGGAAUCCAGUUUAUCCUGCUGUGGCUGGUAUCUAGUAGCAGACACUGCCCAUUGUGACCUCCUAAAACCAAAAAUCUGCAUAAUUAAACUCCAGACCCUGCCAAAACAUGAGCCCUCAGUUACAUUAAAAUGGGGUCAGCCUUCAAAUCAGCAGAACAUUUGCUGGGUCCAUACCACGACAUAACUCUAAGGCACAGACUCAAAAGCACCCACUGGCUGCAUGUCAGGGUGUUAGAUCCUUAAACUUGUGUGACUGCUGCAUCAUCUAUGUAUAACAUCAAAACAGAAUUCUAUACGUGCUCUGUUGGGAAAUUUGAGAAUUUGUUGUUGUAUCACUGGUGAUUUCAUGUACAAGGGCUCCCCAUAAAAUAGUUUACCAAUUAUAAGAAUUGUCUUGAUUUUGACCUGGAUUCUUAACGAGAAAAUCUCUAGGAAGUUAUUGUUGCCUUCCCAUGUUCUUCUGUUAAAAAACGAUUCCUGCUUUGAGUAAUUAUUGAAAAAAAUAUAUAUAAAGAGAAAGAGAGAAAAUUAACCAUUGUCCAAACUGUUGAAAUACAAAUAAUGGCUAAUUUUAUGCAAAAAUUUGCCAUGAAUAAAAUGCCUUAUAAAAAUGGCCUGUCUACCAAAAAAAAAAAAAAAAAA